This is a messenger RNA of Striga hermonthica, 912 nucleotides long. The record is from the annotation of a GenBank genome assembly. NCBI's taxonomy places the organism in Eukaryota, Viridiplantae, Streptophyta, Magnoliopsida, Lamiales, Orobanchaceae.
AUGAUGCCUGGCAUGAGUUCCAACUUAGAGGAGGAUCCGAACAAGGAGUCGUUUGAGGAAGUGGACCCCACCGGCCGAUAUGGUCGGUACAGCGAGCUCCUUGGCUCGGGGGCUGUGAAGAAAGUAUAUAGAGCCUUCGACCAGGAAGAAGGGAUUGAGGUCGCCUGGAACCAAGUCAAAUUGCGAAACUUUUCGGAUGACGAGACCAUGAUCAACCGGCUGUUUUCCGAGGUCCGCCUGCUCCGAAACCUGAGGAACAAGAAUAUAAUAGCCUUGUACUCUGUCUGGCGGGAUAAAGAGAAGAACACGCUGAAUUUCAUAACUGAGGUUUGUACCUCGGGUAACCUGAGGGAGUACCGAAAGAAGCACAAGCACGUCUCGAUGAAGGCCCUCAAGAAGUGGUCCAGGCAGAUUCUGAAAGGCCUGGAUUAUUUGCACAGGCAUGAGCCGUGUGUGAUUCAUAGGGACCUCAACUGUAGCAACAUCUUCAUCAAUGGAAACGUUGGUCAGGUAAAAAUUGGCGAUUUCGGCUUGGCGGCAAUAGUUGGGAAAAACCACUCGGCCCAUUCGGUUCUUGGAACACCGGAAUUCAUGGCGCCCGAGCUGUAUGACGAGAACUACACGGAGAUGAUAGAUAUAUACUCUUUUGGCAUGUGCUUGCUCGAGAUGGUGACUCUCGAGCUUCCGUACAGCGAGUGUGAGAAUGUGGUCAAGAUAUACAAGAAAGUGACAUCUGGGGUGAGGCCUCAGGCCAUGAACAAGGUCAAGGAUCUCGAGACCAAAGCAUUUAUUGAGAAGUGUCUUGCUCAGCCAAGGGCCAGGCCAUCAGCUGCCGAACUCCUCAAGGACCCAUUUUUCAAUCAGAUUUGUGAUGAUGAUGAUGGUGAUGAUGAUGAUGCUAACAGGUGUUGA